AUCUAGAUUUACUAAAUUAUUUUAUUGUUCUCUUUUUGUUGCAUUAAAUUUUAAUGCGAAUAUUAUUUUUUAGGAAAGUAAACGUGCUAUAGUGAACUAGCGAAAAAUGUCGCAAGACCAUGAUGAAUAUCAAUACUUAAACUUAAUCAAACAUAUAAUUGAAAAAGGAGACAGCCGGGUUGAUAGAACAGGUGUUGGAACUUUGUCUGUAUUUGGUGCAAUGCAACGAUAUUCAUUAAAAGAUAAAGUCCUUCCAUUGCUAACAACAAAACGAGUAUUUGUAAGAGGAGUUAUAGAAGAACUUUUAUGGAUGAUCAGUGGUUGUACAAAUAGCAAAGUUCUGUCAAACAAAGGUGUACACAUUUGGGAUGCGAAUGGGUCCAGACAAUUCUUAGAUAACUUGGGAUUUAAAGAACGUGAAGAGGGAGAUCUAGGUCCUGUUUAUGGUUUUCAAUGGAGGCACAGUGGAGCAAAAUAUAUUGACUGUAAUACUGAUUACACUGGACAGGGAGUGGACCAAUUACAAAAUGUUAUAAACACUCUUAGAACAAAUCCAGCUGAUAGAAGAAUUCUUAUGUGUUCUUGGAUACCAUCAGACCUGGGAAAGAUGGCACUGCCCCCAUGUCAUUGCUUAGCUCAGUUCCAUGUAUCAAGUGGUAGACUAUCAUGCCUUCUAUACCAAAGAAGUGCAGAUAUGGGUCUUGGUGUUCCAUUCAAUAUCGCAAGCUAUGCUCUUUUAACACACAUGAUUGCACAUAUAACAGGGCUAGAAGCAGGAGAAUUCAUACACACAACAGGUGACACACAUGUCUAUCUGAACCACAUUGAACCUCUUAAGAUUCAACUGGAAAGAGAACCGAGACCCUUUCCCACCUUGGAAUUCAGUCGAAAUGUUGAAUCCAUUGAUGAUUUUAAAUAUGAAGAUUUUAUUAUAAAAGAUUAUAAUCCACAUCCAAAAAUUAAUAUGGAAAUGGCUGUGUAGCAUAGGUGAAUAUAGAACAAAAUGGAAUUGUUUUGAGUGCCUUUUAACAAUUAAAUAAUAUAAGAUUCCUAAACUUCAAACAAAAUACCAAAUGGAAUAUUAAAUUACUUAGAACCUAGGUGACACUGAGACAAGAGACAGUGAUGUUACUUACUCAAGUACUCCCCACAUGAAAAUUUAUCUUAAAGAUCUCAGACUAAUAUCUAAUAUUAGCUAACAGACAUCCAUCACUUAAGCUUUCUACAAAAAAUAUACAUACUGAAACAAGCAACCUCUAACUCAUUAACCCCCUUAUUCAUAAUAGUCUGCUAACUUAAAGCAUUGCUUAUUCUCCCUCUGUCUUCUUCUAUUGACCUAAGUCAGAAUGAGAAAAAACACUCCUUAGAUUAUAUUAAAUGAAUAAGGGGAUAAAUAUAUUCCUAGAAAAAAACUUAUGAUGUGAUCAGUAAACUGAUAAAAAAAACUACGUAAUAAAAAGUCCAUUUAUUAAAAUUAAUUAUUACAAAAUAAACACCUCAAAGAAAUUAAUAAUGGCAAUUCAUUCUUAUUUUUUAUAUAACAUAUGUAUAUGUGAUGAUUCAUAUGUAAGUAAACAUGAUUCUAAUUCUAAAUCUUUUCAAAAAAAAAUUAUCUGUAUCUAUAACAUGAUAACUUUUAAUAUUAAUAUAUUUUAUAAUUAACUAACCUUGGCAUAAAAGUGCACUUUAGGUUUAAACUCAAUAUUCCUGGGAAAAUUUUGUAUUUUGGGUAUAGCCACAGGCUUUAUAAUGGCUCAUGAUCUCCCUUAACCCUCAGAAUAAUGUUGCCCUUAAGUCUCAAAAGGAAAAAUAUUGCUAAUUAUAAAGGAGUUUUUAACAUGAUUAUUGCCAAUUUUUAUUAUGUACAUACAAUUUUUAACAGUUUGAACAAUUGUUAAAAAUUAUAAUUAUACUUACAGACUUAAUAUGCAGAUUUUAUGUUUUCCCACUAUGUUGUAUAAAAAUACCAAUAUCUACAUACAUAGUUAUGCCUAUAAUAUUUUUAAGUAUAUGCAGUUUACGACUCCCGUUUCUGUCACCCUUAUAAAAGAUAUUGCCAACUUACAACUUUAGAAUAAAAUAUUUUGUACAUUUAUUUGUAUAAUAUUUUUAGAAUAAUAACUAUUGAAUAAAUUUAACUUGACAAUAAUA
Leptidea sinapis is the source of this 2151-nucleotide messenger RNA. It is a transcript of the gene Tyms, whose product is annotated as thymidylate synthase. Gene Ontology annotation, molecular function: thymidylate synthase activity. Gene Ontology annotation, cellular component: cytosol; mitochondrion. The transcript has 5 exons. Gene Ontology annotation, biological process: dTMP biosynthetic process. NCBI's taxonomy places the organism in Eukaryota, Metazoa, Arthropoda, Insecta, Lepidoptera, Pieridae. The record is from RefSeq and is a predicted model, not a curated record. The coding region runs from base 107 to 982 and encodes 291 amino acids.